AUGGCCGAUAUCAAAAAACUGCAAACCGUCGGCAUUUGCACUGUGAAGGGCGUGAUGAUGACAACCAAGAAACGAUUAGCAGAAGUGAAAGGGCUCUCCGAGGCAAAAGUGGAUAAAAUUAAGGAAGCCGCAUGCAAGAUACUGAAAAAUGGAUUCAUAACUGCUUUGGAAGUUUGCGCUCGACGUAAGCAGUGUUUCAAAAUUUCGACGGGAAGUUCUGAAUUCGACAAAUUGCUUGGUGGUGGUAUUGAGAGCCAGAGUAUCACUGAGGUUUUUGGAGAGUUCCGCACGGGAAAAACACAGCUAUCUCAUACAUUGUGUGGUGAGUUCACAGAUUACUCAUGA
This is a messenger RNA of Cooperia oncophora, 345 nucleotides long. NCBI's taxonomy places the organism in Eukaryota, Metazoa, Nematoda, Chromadorea, Rhabditida, Trichostrongylidae. The record is from the annotation of a GenBank genome assembly.